AAAUAAUAAUAAAAAAAAAAAAUGGAGAAUGGUUAUACUUUCUUCAUCUUUACUCAGCUAAUUAUAAUACUCAGCAGCACCAUUAACAGUAAAACUUACUUAGCCGCCACAACUGACAAAAACUCACUCGUUAAAUUCAAAACUUCCAUCACCUCCGAUCCUUACCGUCUCUUGGCCACAAAAUGGUCAACCGACACGAAUUCCUCCGUUUGUCAAUGGAUUGGUGUUUCCUGCAGCGCCAAACACAAUAACAGAGUCACGGGACUUAAUAUUUCCGGUUUUGGCCUCGGAGGAACUCUGUCCCCACAUCUUGGGAACUUGACGUUUUUAAGAUACUUAGACAUCAGUUAUAAUAUUUUCACGGGGCCCAUACCCCGUGAGCUGUCUCGUCUGAGCCGCCUGAGGUCUAUAUACCUUUCUAGUAACAACUUGACAGGCUCCAUACCCCAAGAGCUGUCCCGCUUGCAAGGCCUGCAAAUGCUAUUUUUAGAUAACAACCAGUUAACGGGCUCCAUUCCACGUGGCAUCUUCAGUCUUCCAUCUAUUAGAAUGAUGAGGAUUUCGAACAAUUACCUCUCGGGUAUGCUUCCAAGUGAUGAUAUGUGCAACAAUCUCCCCAACCUCACUAAGCUUUCCGUGUCGCUCAAUCAAUUGGAGGGCCAAAUUCCACCAAAUAUAGGCAACUGCACAAAGCUUGAGAUCCUGUCGUUAUCCUAUAACCGUUUCAAUGGGGAAAUCCCAAGUGAAAUUGCAAGUUUGAGCAUGCUCACGGAGUUGUACCUGGGCUAUAACAACUUGAAAGGAGGAAUUCCCCCAGAAUUUGGAAACCUUUCACGGCUACAGAUAUUAAGCAUCAGUAAUGCUUCUCUCACAGGUAAUUUACCACAAGAGCUGAAUAAGUUGGCAUUCCUUGAGGAAUUAAACGUAGACAACAAUCACUUGUCCGGUCCAAUCCCACCAUGGAUCUUCAACAUAUCAACUUUGAAGAUUUUAAGUCUUUCAACUAAUCGUUUCUAUGGAAUUCUUCCCAUCUCUCCCGAGCUCUCUCUUCCAAAUCUCAAAGAAUUGUAUUUGUGGAGCAAUGAACUCAAUGGGGAGAUUCCGAUUUCUAUCACAAAUGCUUCUUAUUUAGAUAGACUGGAAUUGGCAAAUAACUCGUUCAGUGGCCCCAUACCAAACUUGGGCAAGUUAAGGCUCUUACGAACGCUUUACAUUUGGGGUAAUUCUCUAAGUGGAUUAGGAUUAAUCUCUUCAUUAGCUAAUUGCCAGUUUUUGGAGCACUUAGUAAUUUCGUUCAACCCACUUAACGGCAUCCUCCCUGAUUCCAUUGGGAAUUUAUCAAAAUCUCUUACAAUGUUUGGGGCACAUGGCUGCAACAUUAAUGGAGUUAUUCCUUCUACCAUCGGAAACCUGAUUGGUCUGCAACUUUUAGACUUAUCAGAAAAUCAGAUCACAGGAGUUAUCCCUCCAACAAUAGGGAAAUUAAAUCGGCUUCAAAGAUUAAUUCUUUAUGUCAAUCAACUGCAUGGGUUUAUCCCUCCAAAUAUUUGUGGGAUGAGUAAUAUAGGUGACUUGUACCUGAGCGAAAAUAGCCUCACAGGUCCCAUACCUGAAUGCUUCAGUGAGCUUAAAUCCCUAAGAAAUAUCUACUUAGGUUCCAACAAGUUGAAUUCCAGCAUACCUCUCAACUUCUGGAACUUGAAGGACCUUUUGUUUCUCAACUUGUCCUCAAACCGUUUGAGUGGUCAACUUCCAUAUGAAAUUGCAGGUUUGAGACAACUAAAUCAACUAGAUUUGUCUUAUAAUCAAUUUUCCGGAGACAUUCCAAGAUCAAUCGAUGGUUGCGAAUCAUUAACGUCUCUAAAUUUGUCGAACAACAAAUUUGAAAGAUCCAUUCCUACAUCACUGGGGAACAUCAUAGCCUUGAGGGAAUUGGAUUUGUCUAAUAAUAAUCUUUUGGGGCUGAUACCUGAGUCCUUAGAGGGCCUCAAAUUACUUCGAUACUUCAAUGUGUCUUACAACAAAUUGGAAGGAAUGAUUCCCACAGGUGGCCCUUUUGUUAACAUUACUGCUCAAUCUUUUCUUCACAACUCUGCUCUUUGUGGAGAUCAAAGAUUUCAAGUGCUUCCAUGUAUUGGGAGAAAGAAAGUUAAUCAGCUGAUGAAGUAUAUUGUGGCUCCAUUCGUUUCAGUUAUCAUAUUAACAGCCAUUAUAGUACUUGUGUUGGUGAGGACACGAAAACCAAAAAGAGGGCUUGCUCCUACUGAUGAUAUUUCACUAGGUGUUACUUGGAGAAGAAUCUCAUACAUAGAACUUGUUAGGGGAACUCAUGCCUUCAGCGAAACAAACUUACUUGGAAACGGCAGCUUUGGUUCGGUUUUCAAAGGGGUGCUUUCUGAUGGACUAAAUGUUGCAGUGAAAGUCUUCAACUCGCAAUUAGAAAGAGCUAUCCACAGUUUUGAUACGGAAUGUGAAAUACUUCGCAGCAUUCGACACAGAAACUUGGUCCAAAUAAUUGGUUGUUGUAGCAACACAGAAUUCAAAGCUUUGGUUCUGAAGUUCAUGCCAAAUGGCAGCCUCGAGAAAUGGUUGCACUUGGAAAACUGUGUCUUGGAUUUGAUAUCAAGGCUGCAAAUUGCAAUAGAUGUUGCAUUAGCCUUGGAAUAUCUCCACCAUGGCUAUACAUUCCCGGUCAUUCAUUGUGACAUAAAACCGAGUAAUGUGUUGCUUGAUGAGGAUAUGGUUGCCCACCUCUGUGAUUUUGGGAUAGCCAAGCUCUUUGAUGAUGGGGAGAAUAUUGUUCUUACGAAAACCUUGGGGACAAUUGGUUACGCCGCACCAGAGUAUGGAUCAGGAGGCCGAGUGUCAACAAGUGCAGAUGUUUAUAGCUAUGGCAUACUGUUGUUGGAAAUGUUCACGAGCAAGAAGCCAACUGAUGAUACUUUCAAUGAAGAGAUGAGCUUGAAAGAGUGGGUACUUCAAGCACUACGAGAAAAUGCAGUAGCUAAAAUCGUGGGCCCUAAUUUGCUAGCAAGUGACGAUCAGCAAUUUCAUGUAAAGGAAGAAUGUGUCUCGUCUAUCUUUGGUUUGGCAAUGAGAUGUUUGGCUGUUAUGCCCGAUGAAAGGAUGAACAUGAUGGAAACAACAGCUACAUUGCAGAGGAUUAAAGCCAAAGUUGUGGCUGACACUACAAGUCAUCAACAAUAUGCAUUGUCCAUUAUUUCGAGACAAUAGGUAUUGAUAUAUAAUACGGCAUGGUUUCCAAUAUUAUGUUUAUAGUGUGAAUUUAAGACGGUGGCAUAUAUGAACAAUGGGCUUUCUACUCGGGUUUAAGACGUGC
Molecule: messenger RNA, 3340 nt
Organism: Striga asiatica
Lineage: Eukaryota; Viridiplantae; Streptophyta; Magnoliopsida; Lamiales; Orobanchaceae
Source: the annotation of a GenBank genome assembly